This is a messenger RNA of Glycine soja, 604 nucleotides long. Its product is annotated as protein RDM1-like. The record is from RefSeq and is a predicted model, not a curated record. The transcript has 2 exons. Gene Ontology annotation, cellular component: RNA polymerase V complex; nucleus. Bases 20 to 559 code for a protein of 179 amino acids. Lineage: Eukaryota; Viridiplantae; Streptophyta; Magnoliopsida; Fabales; Fabaceae.
UUUUGCUAGCUACAAACACAUGUUGGUGUCAGACUCUGAAACUGAGUCUGAUGAUAACCUUAGCAAAAUUGCUGUAGCUGUUGAUGGUAAACAAGGGGAGGAUGAAGCGAAAAGGUCUUUUUCGGCUGACGAAGUUGCAAGGCCAUUCAACUCCAAACAAAGUGUUGAUCGAGAUGCUCUAGUAAAGCUUGCAAAGAAAUAUCAAAAGCACAUGCAGAACAAGCCUAUUCCAACAAGCCGUCUAAACAAAGAAAUUAUGGUUGUGAACUGGAAAGGUUUGGCCAAAACCUUGGAGAGAAUGUAUGGGCAACCAUUACAUUAUCUAACACACAAGCUUUGUAAAGAAUGGGACAAGUCAAGGUUUGGAAGUAAAAAUGAAGAGAAACCAUUGAAUGCGAUUAUUAAUUGGCGCGACGCUGAAGACACUAUAUGGAAAGUUGAAGCAGUCCAUAGGCUUUGCACUUCCCCUAUUCAUCUUGCAAUGCUUUGGCUUGAUGAUCCAACAUACCAUAUUUUUGUUAAUGAAGUUAUUACAGCCCCUUCAAGUUCAAUAAAAUAGUACCCUUUAGAAAUGAUCUAUUUCGUUCCAAUUAAACAUAAUCAA